This is a messenger RNA of Seminavis robusta, 3012 nucleotides long. The record is from the annotation of a GenBank genome assembly. Lineage: Eukaryota; Bacillariophyta; Bacillariophyceae; Naviculales; Naviculaceae.
AUUUCAGCUCUGCAGCAUACGGUACCAGGUACCGGUACCUAGUAGGGAGGAUGCGAAGGAGCGUUUGAAUUGAAUUGAUUAGGGUUGCCGCUUUACACACUCUGGUGCUGUUGCCUGUUGAUAAUUACACCAAAGCGACCUCCAUCGAUCUGUUCGACAAGGUUGCAAGGUUGGACCAUGGCGACGUCGAAUUCCAAGGACGGAGAAAAGCAAAACAACAAGAAUAAUGGAGCCCCCCGAACCUUCCGAGGUCCCUACAAGAAGGUAAAACUCAAUGAGAUCGAGGUUCAGUUGAAAGAGGCCCUGUUGGACGGGGCUGCAAGAAUUAUUUCCAAGAAGCAAGCAGACCACAAAGGCAGACUUCCCCCAGGGUUCAUGGACACACUUCUCGGCGAACUGAAGAAAAAUGUGGUUCUUGCCGACGCAACUAGAGAUACAGUGAAUAACCACCUCAAAAAGAUCUCCAAGAAUCAAAAUCAAGAAGCAUAUGACGCUUCUCCAGGGGCUUCUUCUACAGCUAAGGUUCAAGCGGCGAACUCUGUCGCCAAACCUCCGAAGAAGAAAAACUCCACGCCUCAAACAGCAGCUGCUGGUACGAAUCAGAAAGGAGGAAAGCACAAUGGUUCCACAUCAAGUCGAGAGCCAUCCAACAAGGAACCCAACAAAGGCUCUGGUCCAUCUGUUCCUCUUCCAAAGACGACGCUUGACGCCGCUUCUCCGGUGGGAACCAAGGGCUCUGUCCCUGCAAUAGAGACAACCAAGGACGCAACCGUCGCUCCGCCUGAUCCUCCCGAAAAUGAAGCAGCGCCCAAAGAAAGUAGUACUCCUACGACGACAGCGGUCGCCACUCUUCCGGCAGCUGCCGCCCCUAUCAUCGUGGAUGAUCCUGGCGAUAAUUUGAACGAAGCCAGGCUCAAAGAUCCUCCACCCAAUCUGCCCCAUGCCUCCGAGACAACCACCCCAGGCCCGCCUCAUCCCAACAACAAGAGCAAGAAAUCAGAGGACCAACAGGCUGCCUUGCAAUGGGCAUCCAAGGAGAUGAUAGCUAAAGCAGCGGAAGCAAAACAAAGAGGAGCACGUUUGAUCAAAGGAGAAGUUGAAAACAUUGUCAUGCAAGCCAAUGCAAAGUUCAACCUUGAAGGAGAUGACAAGAUCAGAAAAGAAACUGUGCGAUCAAGAGCCAGACGCAACAACCCAGAGGGGCGAGGCCGAGGGAAAAUGAAGUCACGGGUGGCAGUUGCCGCUGCUCCUCCGCUUGCCAAAGAUGAUCCUCCGGGAAUCGGAGGUGGAUGCAAGCUCAAAGAUCCUCCGUCCGUGGCCGCUCUGCCAACCACUGAUGGUCCUGCUGGCAACACAAAUGCAGCAACGCUCAAAGAUCCUCCGCGGGAAGACCUAAAGGAUCCAAAACGAAAAAACGGACCCGACCCGACCCGACCCGACGAAGAAGACGAUGCAAAUGCUGCCAAAAGAAAGAGAUCAGAAAAUCACGAGGCUGCCUUGGUAUGGGCAUCCAAGGAGAUCCUUGCUAGAACAAAAGAAGCAAAACAAAGAGGAACACGUUUGAACCAAGGAGUAUCUGCAAACAUUGUCAUGCAAGCCAAUGCAAAGUUCAAUCUUGAAGGGAAAGAAAAAAUCAGUGCAGGAACCGUCCGAUCACGAGUCCAACGGAACAAUCCAGAUGGGCGAAUGAAGUCGCCGAUGGAUGACGUAGAACCAGCUUUGGUUGAUGCUUGCAACAAAUGUGCUCGGAUGAAUGAACCUUUGAGUUCGGAAUGCUUCUUAGAGCUGGCUCACAAACUCAUCGAGGGCACGCCAAUUGAAGAAAAGCGAAAACGGCUUGCGGCAAUUCAAGGGCACGACCCAGAACGUACCAAGCUGAGCUUAAGAUACCACUUGAGUUUCCUGAAGCGAAACGGAGAAAAACUUUCUGAUGUCAGAGCCCUCCGAAACAAUUUUUUCCGACAGCAAUGGGCAACUCACCAGAACGUCGAAAAGAUGUACGAUCGCGUGUCGGAAUACCUAGUCGAGGUCGGAAUUGCUCGCAAGCUGGACUCUCCAGUCUAUAGGAGCAAAAGUGGCAAAAUUGUGAACAGACCAGACCAGGCUUUUGGCUUCCCUUGCAAGUUCAAAUUACUUCACCCCGAGCGCCUGCUUCACAUGGAUGUAAGCGACAGCAGCCGCGGGAUCAACAUGUACACGGCACAAAAGGAGGGCAAAGCUACAGUCACCGCCGACAUUCUGUUCACCGUGUCGCCAAUCAGAAAUGCGCUAGGAGAGCCUGUGCUCGCUGUCGUCGUUUUGCAGUCAGAAUCAACAGAGAUCCCGGAAGAUUGGAAGCUUGGAAUUGACAUCGCCGCGGAUCUACUGGGUGGUGCGGACAUGGCCGGAGUUGAGGUUGUCCGAAGGAAUCCAAGUGGACCAUCUUGUGUCGUCGGGGGCAAGGAGGUACCAUGUUUCAUGGACGUGAGUCCUCAUGGCGGUAUCACAUCACAAGUGCUCGCCAACGUAUUGGCGUAUCUCGACAAGCUCGAUGUUUUCCCCAGAGAUCAAGGUCCCCUUCCUUGCAUGAUUCUAGACGGCCACAAUGAACGCUUCGGAGUGCCUUUUGUUCGAUACGUACUUGACAAGCAGCAUGAGUGGCAUGCUUUCAAGGGCGUUCCUUACGGGUCACACUUGGCGGUUGUAGGCGAUGCGUCCGAGAUGAAUAAAGCCUUCAAAAGGGCACUGGAAACGGCGAAGAAAGAGUUGCUCCAACUCAAGCAGCUACUCCGCAUGGACACGAGCCUCCUUCCGACGGACGUGAUUCCGCUUGUCAACAAGGUUUGGAGCCAGAGUUUUGGUGAUGUUUCAAUGGCCCGCAAGGCUCUGAGCGAGAGGGGCUGGAAUCCCAUGAACAGAGCCUUAUUGCGUGACAAAGACAUUGUGAAUUCGCUUCUGAAAGACACUGGCAAGGUAGUUCGCCGCCAUCCCCGCCGCACUGACGACGGAAGCAUCGUGUAUCUGAAGGAUUAG